UACACCGCUUCUGUUACACAGCUUCUGUUACACAGCUUCUGUUACACUGUGUCUGUUACAUCGUGUCUGUUACACCACUUCUGUUACAUCGCGUCUGUUACACCUCUUCUGUUACACCGCUUCUGUUACACCGCUUCUGUUACACCGCAUCUGUUACACUGCACCUGUUACACCACAUAUUUUACACCUCGUCUGUUACACCAUUUCUGCUACACUGCAUCUGUUGCACUGCAUCUGGGACACUGUGUCUGUAACUCUGGACUCUGGAAUACUGCAUCUGGUCAACUGUGAUUGUAUCACUGUCACUGUCUGGAACUCAGUGCCAGGAACUCUGGAAAACCACACCUGUAACACUUUGUCUGUAACACUGCAUCUGGAACACUGUGCUUGGAACACCACUUCUGUAGCACUGCAUCUGUGUUAAACAGCAAUGGCGUCCCCAAAAUUAGGCUCCGUCUCAAACACCCCUCCGUCUAAACUGCGCCGCACCAAGAGCAAGAAGAAACACUUUGUCCAUCAGAAGGUGGAGGUGUUCAGGGCCAGCGAUCCUGUGCUGAGUGUCUUCAUGUGGGGCAUCAGUCACACGGUCAGUGACAUGGUUCAUGUUCCUGCGCCGGUGAUGCUGCUGCCUGAUGACUUUAAAGCCAACAGCAAGCUCAAAGUGAACUACCACCUGUUCAACAAAGAAAACCUCCCUGGACACUUUAAGUUCAAAGAGUACUGCCCGCAGGUUUUCCGAAACCUCCGAGAGAGAUUCGGGAUCGAGGAUCAGGACUAUCAGAUGUCUUUAGUGCGCAGUUCCCCCCUAAAGGACAGCGAGAGUCAGGAUGAGCAUCUCCUGCUCUCCUCAUACGACCGAUUAUUAAUCAUCAAACAGAUCUCCAGUGAGGAAGUGGAGAACAUGCACAACAUCCUGUCCGAAUAUCACCAGCACAUUGUAAAGAGUCACGGCGUCACGCUGCUCCCUCAGUUCCUCGGCAUGUACCGCGUUACCGUCAACAACGAGGACACCUACUUCAUCAUCAUGAGGAACAUGUUCAGUCACCGGCUGACCAUCCACACGAAAUACAACCUCAAGGGCUCUUUGGUGUCUCGUGAAGCGAGUGAUAAAGAGAAGGAGAAAGAUCUGCCCACGUUCAAGGACAUGGACUUCAGGAACAACAUGCAGCGGAUUUACAUCAGCGAUGAGGAGAAGGAGAAGCUCAUGGAGAAGCUCAACCGUGACGUAGACUUCCUCGUGAGGUUAAAGCUCAUGGACUACAGCCUGUUGUUGGGGAUUCAUGAUAUGGACAGGGGCGAGCGAGAGGAAGAGGAGGAGGAUGAAGACUCAGCGUGUGAAGAGGAGGACGAGCAGGAAAACGACGUGUCCAUGUUAGCAUCGGCGUCUCUCAGCACGUCACCUGAGGGCGGGGCUCAUUCUGUUCCCGCCCGUAAAACCGUCACUCCGGCAGUGUUUGAUCCGUGUGUGGAUGUUUACGGAAUCCAGAGUGCAGCCGGAGCUCCACAGAGAGAAGUUUACUUCAUGGGGCUGAUAAACAUCCUGACUCAUUACGACACCAAGAAAAAAGCAGCACACGCCGCAAAGACCGUCAAGCAUGGAUCAGGGGCGGAGAUCUCUACCGUUCAUCCUGAGCAGUACGGCAAGAGAUUCCUGGAGUUCAUUGCCAACAUCUUCACUCACUGAGUUCAUUUCAUUAUAAGUACUUUUAUCCACAGGCACAGACAGAGAGAGAGAGAGAGAGAGAGAGAGAGAGAGAGAUAGAGGGAGAGUCAAAUUACAGAGUUGCAGCUGCAGUGUGUGACUCAGCAGUUACAGCGCUGGGAUUUAAACUCAGAACCUUCUGCUCACUACAGCUGAACACUAACCACUGCUUAUACGAAAUGUUGAAAAUGAAAAAAAAUUCACUGGUAAAUUCUUUUCUGUACCUCAAUCACUUUGUACUUUAGUGUGAACUGAUAUCAUUUUAAAAAAUAGGGUCAGAUGUAAUAUUAAAUUGCU
Messenger RNA from Pangasianodon hypophthalmus (striped catfish), 1999 nucleotides. RefSeq names its product phosphatidylinositol-5-phosphate 4-kinase, type II, gamma b (gene pip4k2cb). The transcript is spliced from 10 exons. Gene Ontology annotation, biological process: phosphatidylinositol metabolic process. Gene Ontology annotation, molecular function: phosphatidylinositol kinase activity. The record is from RefSeq and is a predicted model, not a curated record. The coding region runs from base 431 to 1684 and encodes 417 amino acids. NCBI's taxonomy places the organism in Eukaryota, Metazoa, Chordata, Actinopteri, Siluriformes, Pangasiidae.